Molecule: messenger RNA, 288 nt
Organism: Rotaria sp. Silwood1
Lineage: Eukaryota; Metazoa; Rotifera; Eurotatoria; Philodinida; Philodinidae
Source: the annotation of a GenBank genome assembly
AUGUAUAACAUUGCUCUACGUUUAUUCGAUUUUGUUUUUAUGAUUGAUGGUUUAGGUGAUGUGGAUGAUGAUGAUGGUAUUGGUUUCGAAGUUGGUGAAGAUGAAAAUGAUGUUGUUAAAAAUGUUGGUGAAGAACAUAUCUUCAGUUUUACUGGUACUUGCUGUACUUGUACUCGUCCAAUGACUGGUGAAGAAGAUGAAGAUAGUGAUGAUGAUGUUGAUGUUAAAAAUGAUGGUAAAGAUGAUGAUGUUUCAUCACUGAAUAUCGAAUCAAUGGAUGCCAUUUAA